Molecule: messenger RNA, 1197 nt
Organism: Metarhizium album ARSEF 1941
Lineage: Eukaryota; Fungi; Ascomycota; Sordariomycetes; Hypocreales; Clavicipitaceae
Exons: 4
Coding region: 1-1197 (398 amino acids)
Source: RefSeq, a predicted model, not a curated record
AUGAGCGAUCAAGAUGGCACCGCGGCGAGCGAUGAGUGGAGUGACCAGGAGACAGCAUUGACGGAAGAAGAGGUGGCUUCGCGAGAUGCCUUUGUGGCUUCAGUGCGAGAACUGUACGAGGCGGGAACGCCGUUUUUCACCAGGGAGAUGAUUCAGCUUGCGCAAGAUCAGGUUGACCAGAUUGCGAACGAUUCAGCAACACCGCGAAGAGUAGACCGACUUGGUUUUGAUGGUAAAAUGCAUCCACAAUAUGUCUCGCCCUCGUCGGCAUUCUCCAAGGUCCACAAUGAAGUAUAUCUGCCCAGGGUUUCCUACAAGUCGUUUGAGUCGUUGACCAUGCUGUCUCCACGUAGACAAUGCCUUGACGCGCUUGUUUCCGUCGGGAUCGCUAGUGUGUGUGACGGAGUGACUGACGAGUCGGACAUUUCGCAAGAUGUCGUGAGACGCGCAUUCGACGAGUGUCUGGAUCUGUGGGAGCAGAGCGACGAGUGGGCAGGCCUGAAAGAGCGGAUCCGACCGCAUCUUUCGACGCUGCCAAUGACGAUUGACAAGAUCAUCGGGUUCGGACUCGGCGACUUGUCCAUCGCUGUGGCCCGUGACGUUGACGAAGAAAUGAAGAAGCGAAGCAGUGAACAGCACGCCUUGAUGCUCACGUUGGCCGGGAUUCUCGAAGAAACCACCGGCAACGGCGUCAAGUGUCACGCCCAAGACCCCGCGUACUCCAAUAUUUGCAAAGAGAUUCUUGCCCAGAGGGGCGUUGACGUUGUGCACGGAGACAGGGGGUUCCUGUUGGUGGACGACAAAUCCAUCGUGCUGUCGUUCUCUCCCAACGUCCCCGUUCGACAGGUGAUUGCGGAUCUGACUCGUCCAGCAAUGAUGGUAUGGGAUAUCAUGUCCAAGCCCGAGAGAAGUGAAUGGCGACGGUCACGGGGUGUAUGGAUCAGUCCGCACACCACCGACCCUGUUUCGCCCAGAGUGUUGGCCAUGAAGGAAGAGAAAGGAGAAAGGGACUUUAAAGCUGCCACAAGGUCUGAGUCUCUCCCCGUAGAGGAGAAGCAGCUGGGCAUUGCUCCCAGCUUCGAAAAGGGGGCCCAGACAGACAUGAUGACCAUGGCGUCUGAGCCAGGCAUGGCCAAGGUCAUGAAGGACGGCCAUACCAGUGCCGACCACAAACAACAGGAGCAAUAUAAUAAAUAG